This is a messenger RNA of Larimichthys crocea (large yellow croaker), 4699 nucleotides long. It is a transcript of the gene kbtbd2, whose product is annotated as kelch repeat and BTB (POZ) domain containing 2. The record is from RefSeq and is a predicted model, not a curated record. The coding region runs from base 707 to 2605 and encodes 632 amino acids. The transcript is spliced from 4 exons. Gene Ontology annotation, molecular function: protein binding. NCBI's taxonomy places the organism in Eukaryota, Metazoa, Chordata, Actinopteri, Sciaenidae.
CAGUGUCUCCGUCUGUCCUCCAGGUGUCGCUGUUUCUCCCUUUAACCACCGUUGAGUUUGGGGGGCGCAUGCGCAGUAUCCUCAGUUGGCCUCUGGUUCUUUGAGGCGCUGAUGAUGCUUCUGUCCGCUGCUCCUGCUCCUCCUGCUCCUCCUGCUCCUUCUUCUCCUUCUUCUCCUACACCACCGCCACACUUUGACGGCUAAACCCGGACUUGAGGAGGAGCUGCUUUAUCACUUGGUACACUUUGUGUUUGGGCGAAGAAGAGCCAGGGAGACGGUUCACCGUGCGGAGUCCGCCUACACUCACCGUUCAGACGAGCACUGAUGUAGCAGUGUCGCGACGCCUGUCGUGCUCUCCCUCUACCUCUGCUCCCCCAGUGCCUCACCGCAUCACCUCAGACGUGGGGGAAACACCAAACCAGGACCUCCCUCCUCCUCCUUCUAUCGUCUGGACCGGAGAACAUCGACCUCCUCAUCUCAUCGUUCAUCUCCAGUCGAGGAAACAGCUGAAUUUUUUCCACAUAGGAGUUGAACACCUCCACUCGGGUCAGUGGAGGUGUUGAAGAUCUCUCUCCCUGUUUAUCCUCUUCAAUCUUUUUCAAAGAUUAUAUAUAUAUAAUUUUUUUUUUCUCCUGGUUGGCUUGAGUCCGGUUCUGCCGGCCCGCGUGACUUUUCAAAACUGGGGCGCGAUUCAUGGGAUGCAACCAUGUCGGAUCUCAGUGAGCGCAGGCCGGUCAACACGGACUACGCUGUCUCCCUGCUGGAGCAGCUCAAGUUCUUUUACGAACAGAAAUUACUGACUGACGUCGUGCUGCUGGUGGAGGACACGGAGUUCCCGUGUCACAAGAUGGUCCUGGCUACGUGUAGCUCCUAUUUCAGGGCGAUGUUCAUGAGCGGCCUCAGCGAGAGCAAACAGACUCACGUCCACCUGCGGAACGUGGACCCGGCCACGCUGCAGAUCAUCAUCACCUACGCCUACACGGGAAACCUGGCCAUCAGCGACAGCACCGUGGAGCCGCUCUACGAGACCGCCUGCUUCCUACAGGUGGAUGACGUCUUGUUGCAGUGCAGAGACUACCUGGUGAAGAAGAUAAACGCUGAGAACUGCGUCCGGAUGCUGAGCAUCGGUGACCUGUUCAGCUGCAGCGAGCUGAAGCAGAGCGCUAAGCGCAUGGUGGAGCACAAGUUCCCUGUGGUCUACCGGCAGGAGGCCUUCCUCCAGCUCUCCCACGAGCUGUUGAUAGACGUCCUGAGCAGCGACAACCUCAACGUGGAGAAGGAGGAGACGGUGCGCGAGGCGGCCAUGCUGUGGUUGGAGUACAACAUGGAGGCCCGCUCGCAGCACCUGUCGUCCGUGCUCAGUCAGAUCCGCAUCGACGCGCUGUCCGAGGUGACGCAGCGCGCCUGGUUUCAAGGCCUGCCGCCCAACGACAAGUCGGUGGUGGUGCAGGGCCUCUAUAAGUCCAUGCCCAAGUUCUUCAAACCUCGGUUAGGCAUGACGAAGGAGGAGAUGCUGAUCUUCAUGGAGGCCAUGUCAGAAACGCAACACGAGGGAUACGUCAUGUCUGGGUCUUUGCCUUAUACGGUAGUGUGUUACAGCCCGCAGGCGGAGAAAGUGUACAAGCUCAGCAACCCACCGGGUGAUCUGCAGAAAGUGGGAACCCUUGUUACACCGGACAACGAUGUGUUCAUCGCCGGCGGGCAGAUCCCGCUCAAAAACACUAUCACCAACCACGGCAAGAGUGGGAAGUUACAGGCGGUCUUCCACUCGGUCGAUAGUUUCUUUUGGUUUGAUGCCCAGCAGAACGCGUGGGUACCCAAAACCCCCAUGCUGUGUGCUCGAAUCAAGCCCUCGCUGGUCUACUGCGAGGGCUACAUCUAUGCAAUCGGGGGCGAUAACGUCGGCGGAGAGCUGAACAAGCGCACGGUGGAGCGCUACGACUGCGAGAAGGACGAGUGGAGCAUGAUGAGCCCGCUGCCCUUCGCCUGGAACUGGAGCACCUCCGUGGUGGCACACGACUGCAUCUACGUCAUGACCCACGACCUGAUGUACUGCUACUUCCCCCGGGCUGACACCUGGGUGGAGAUGGCCAUGCGCAAGACCAGCCGAUGUUUCGCCUCCGCCGCCGCCUUCGGCGACCUCAUCUUCUACAUCGGCGGCCUCCACGUGGUCAGCAACUCCGGCAUCCGCUUGCCCACGAGCACCAUCGACGGCUCCUCGGUCACCGUCGAGAUCUACGACGUCAACAAGAACGAGUGGCGCCUCGCCGCCAACAUCCCCGCCAAGCGUUACUCGGACCCGUGCGUGCGAGCUGUGGUGCUGCUCAACUCGCUGUGCAUUUUCAUGCGCGAGACUCACAUGAACGAGCGCGCCAAGUACGCCAUCUACCAGUAUGACACGGAACUGGACCGCUGGUACUUGCGGCAGCCAGUGUCCGAACGAGUGCUCUGGGAUCUGGGCAAGGACUUCCGCUGCGCGGUGGGGAAGCUGUACCCCUCCUGCCUGGAGGAGUCCCCCUGGAAACCCCCAACCUACCUCUUCUCCCCCGACGGAGCCGAGGAGUUCGAGGUGGACGGGGAGCUGGUGACUCUCCCUCACGUAUAGCUCUUAACCUCCGCUCCCCUACCUCGCCGACUGAACCAGGAGUCUGUAACGUUGAGGGAUGAACAUGAAGGGGGGAGGGAGGGCAGAUAUCUGAGAUAUGAAAGGGUUUGACGUUCUCUGUGUCGUGGAGGGAUCUCUGGACUUUGGCUGAUGGACGAUGCAGCCCCCUAAAAAAAAAAAAAAAAGAAAAUAAGAAAAACAAGCUUGGAGAGUAAAAAAAAAAAAAACAUGCCCCUCAAGAAUACUAGUAAUCUGAAAUUUUUUUUUUUCUUAUUUUGUCAGUUGUGACAUCUGUUAGAUAUUAUUACAAGUCUGUCAUACUGUUUCUACAAUGUGAUAAUCUAAACGUCAGCUGAUUUUUGUGAUGAUGAUGAUGAGGGUGAUGAUGCACUUAACUGGUAAACCUUGGAAUGACAAUGGCAACUGUACCAAAAUCUCCCCUCCUUCCCUCCCUCCGAUCGUGGCUUCCCCUCUCUCUUCCUCCUCCCCUCUCCUCCUCCUCCUCCUCCUCUUCCUCCUUUUCUCUCAGCACUCUAUGGAAGGAAGACGCUGCUGAAAAUCUGUCGUUUAGAGCGUCGAAAAGGAGGCUCUGUAAAUUACUAAAUGCGCGAAUACAGCGAAAGAUUUGUAUCAUGCCGGCAGGAGUUUGAAGGUUCAUUGCUGAUCUUGGAAAUAGCGAUUAUGGCUGGAAACGUGCACACGUUCAUGUCGUACUCCACAAAAUAAUCAAAAAUGCUCUCCGCAAGUUCCCAAAGUCCGAGCCGAACAGUUCCCCCAAACAUAUUUAUCAUGUCGGUGGUUUUAAAUAGCUCGCUUUGCUUAACAGUCCAGAAAGUCUGAAAUUUUCACAUUCGAAAAGCUCAAACUCGAAGAAUCUAAACAUAAAGAUGAAUAAAUGGACAACAGUGUUGACUAUUUAUUAUUCACCUCAUAUUUCGAAGCAGAAAACUCUCUGUCCAGCUUCUCAGCUGUCAGGAUGAAUUAGAUGAAUUUUGGACGUCAAUCUCUUAUUUCUGAGCAGUUAAUCAGAUGUGAAAUUAAUCGUUAGUUGCAGUUACCGUGCGUCACUGAAAUCCAUCCAAACUUCUGCCUUCUCAGAGCCGCCUUUUCAAAACACAUUUAAUCCUCUAAAGUCAGAUUUCAGAGCGUUCCUCCUUUUUUAAAAAAAAGAAAGAAGAAAAAGAAAACAGCCUCCAUCUUUCUUCACAAGGCCCCGCAGACGAGAGGAACAGAGGUUUAGUUUUUAGUUUUUUCGUGGAGGGGGUUGGAGGGCUGACGGGGGAAACAAGUGAGAGGUGGAGAGGGUUUAAAAAACAAAAAGAAAAAAGCGAGAGGGGGUGACUGCAGGUCCGGUCACUCCCAUCACCUCUCCUCCACCUCACCGCUCGGUCCUCCGCUCUCCACGAUUAUUACAGCGCCUCCACCGCCUGCCUGCCUGCCUGCCAGUCUUCCACACAGCUAGCAGUUUACACCUCACUCCAUCCAUCCAUCCAUCGUCACAUGAUCAUGAUAUUUUCUCUGCAAACACAAACUCCACUCUCAGUAUAAACAUCAAGUUUCGGGCUCAUGAUUUUUGUUUUGUUUUAUUUCCAAGCUGCUGAAAUAUAUAUAUAAUAAAAAUAUAUAUUUUUCAUAACUGUUUUAGUGUGGGGAAAAUAACCAGGUCUAUUUUGUAUUAGUGUCUUUUUUUUUUUUUAUUUAAUAUCAGACAUUACUGUAGUGUGACUGUGGGUAGAUAAUCCAUUUUUUCCUAUCAGAUCUUCGAGUGAAUAUUGAGGAAUCUUGCUGCUGAUUGGUUGUGAGAGGAGAGCGAGUUAACGAGAGAGAGAGGGCUGGCCCAGGGCUGUUGCUAUGGAAAUCGUCUCGGCAACCGCCAGCAGUAGCGGAGAGGAGGUGUGGCGGGGUGGGGGUGGGGGUGGGGGAAAGGGGGGGGGGGUCAGGGAGGGACGGGGUCUUCCUCCUACCUUAAAAACAUGAGCACAGGUGCUUCAUGACAAACCUUACUAGCAUGUUUGGCUGCAUCAUAUUCCUUUGGCACUGUAUUUUGAAUGAACGUUAAUUUAUUAAAAAAACAUACCAAAAACGUUCCUGAAA